Zingiber officinale is the source of this 1954-nucleotide messenger RNA. Its product is annotated as zinc finger CCCH domain-containing protein 8-like. Gene Ontology annotation, molecular function: metal ion binding; mRNA binding. The record is from RefSeq and is a predicted model, not a curated record. Lineage: Eukaryota; Viridiplantae; Streptophyta; Magnoliopsida; Zingiberales; Zingiberaceae. Bases 101 to 1654 code for a protein of 517 amino acids. The transcript is spliced from 12 exons.
AUCCAAUCAUUCCCUCGUGGUGGUGUCGAAACUGUAGGUCAGGAGUGUGUGCGAAAACCCUAAUCCUGUUAUUCUCGCUCGCGAUCUCUCGAUCUCCGCUAUGUCGUCGAGGCAAACCUACAGCUAUGGUGGGAUCGGUGACAGCUAUCGCUCAAGCUACGGAGGCAGCGCGUACGACGGGGCCGGCCUCUCCUCCAUCUACGCCUACCGUACGUCCCCACGCUUACCCAGCGUCGAGACCUACUCGGCCACCGACACGGCCUCCUUGUACGCCGACAAGCUAGCCGCGGUCUACUCGAAGCAGGGUCUUGGCGCCUCCAGCAACUACUCGGCGGCCACCUCAUCGCUGUACGGAACCUCAGCCUACGAUCCUUCUCUACUCGCCGGAACCAAGCGCUCUAUGGAAGCUUUCUACCAUCAGACACUUCUUGGAAGUCAUAACAGUUUUGGGGAAACUGAGGCUUUAUUUUCUUCAAAUUCUUUGAUCAAACGCCCUAGAUUUGAAACUGGAAGCAAUCUUCCUAUAUAUCCUCAGAGACCAGGAGAAAAGGAUUGUGCUUACUAUAUGAUGACAAGAACCUGUAAAUUUGGAGAUGCUUGCAAGUUUGACCACCCUUUUUGGGUUCCUGAGGGUGGAAUACCAGACUGGAAAGAGAUUCCUCUUGUCCCCACUAGUGAAUCUCUUCCAGAAAGACCAGGAGAGCCUGAUUGUCCUUACUACAUGAAGACACAAAAGUGUAAAUUUGGAAUCCGUUGCAAGUUCAACCAUCCGAAUGAAAACUUAAAUGGUUCUGCAAAUGAAGUAUCUUUAGGAGGUGCUGAAACUACUGAUGUUUCAACCUUGCCUGAGAGACCAACUGAACCUGUAUGCUCGUUUUAUAUGAAAACUAAAAGCUGCAAGUUUGGAGCAAAUUGCAAAUUCCAUCAUCCAAAAGAUCUUCAGUUGCAAUCCAAUGAACAAAAUGGUGUGCAAGACUUAUUAGGACAGCAUGUGGAGGCAACUGUUGAUGUCUCAUUGUCAAACACACACAUCCCAGUCACCCUUGCUUUAUUGCAUAAUUCAAAGGGAUUGCCUAUUCGACCGGGAGAGGCAGAUUGCCCAUUUUACCUUAAAACUGGAAGCUGCAAAUAUGGUGCUACUUGCCGUUUCAAUCAUCCAGAUAGAAAUGCAAUUAAUCCAUCACUAGUGGCUGGCCUGGCACCAACUGUCCUGCCAGCUGCUGCUGCUAGUCUUUCACUUGGAGUCUUGAAUCCAGCUGCUAAUUUUCUUCAAAAUAUAGAUCUGCAGACUGCCCAAACAUCACUUGGUAUUCUUCCGACUAGCUAUCCUCAAAGGCCUGGGGAAAUAGAAUGUGAUUACUACAUGAAGACUGGAGUCUGCAAGUUUGGAGACAGAUGCAAGUUUCACCACCCUAUUAACAGGUCAGCGCCAACCUCAGGAUUACAUCAGGCUUCUGAGCAAACUGUAAAGCUUACUCUUGCUGGGUUACCAAGAAGACAGGGCGCAACUGUUUGUGCAUUCUACAUGAAGACAGGCACAUGCAAAUUUGCUGCAGCAUGCAGAUUUGACCACCCUCCUCCAGGUGAGGCCAUAGCUCUGGCAACUGUUCAAGCGACUAGUGGAAAUGAGGCUGCUGCCGCCGAAGAAAAAUGAACGUAGGUAGUGGAAUACGGUCACAGUAACGUGUUUUCUCUGGAAAUCUCACUGUUGUCUCUAGUUAAUUAGCUCGAUGAUGUGAACUGGUAGGAAAAAAAAUCACUGGGUGUAUCAGAUUUGUCUUUGCAAGUUUUGCUACCUGUCAAUACCUUUCCCCCUUCUUCUGUGGCACUAUCUGCUGUUAAAACAUUUGUUUCCUCGCUAUAUCAUGCAUUGCAUGAGUAUGUAUCUGUGAUUGUAAUCUGAAACUGUGAAACACUAGUCGAUCCAUUUUGCUACCUGUAUGGGUUUUUGGUA